AAUUACAAGAAGGGUGAAGGCGGCGGCGGCGGCUAUGGCGCUGUCGAGCGUCACCACAGAGGAGUACACUUCGCUGUUUCGGCAGUCGCAGCUUCCGGAGGAGGAGAUGCUCACAAAGGGGAUUCUUACCAAGAGCCUGGAAGAGGUGCUCAGGAUGCAUGGAGUACGCAGCGCUACCGUCUUCCGGACCAAGGUCCAGAUGCUCGAAGCCCUGAAGAACACGAAGAUGAUAAGUCUCUUCCGCUCCACACUCGAUUCUUCCGAGAUCAAGGGCGCCGCCGUCGAUCCCGCGGCUGAUCUCAAGGCGCUGCAUUGGAGCGACGGGGAGAUCCUCGAGGUGGUGACGCUGGAGCCAAUCACUCGAGAAGAAUGAUCGAGCAAACAAUGCGAAAACGUUCCACUUCGAUAAAAGGAAAUGGUACAAUCGAAGGUUUAAAAGUACCGUACCGGAAAGAAUCAUUCCCCGGAAUAUUCCAUGUGCGGAACGAAGAUUACCACGUCACGGUGGGAAGGGCGGCAGCUUCGAUUCAUCCAAUCCAGGAUCCAAUUUUUUCUCUCAAAGGUAGCGUAGUAGUAGAGAGCGGCCAGUGAAGAGAAAGAGGAGGGUAUCAGGAAUUAAAGUGGUCACUCCCGCUUUUCUCGAUCGAUUUUCGCGGAUCGAAUCCGUGGAUGGUGCUACAUCAUGGGCCUGGUGAUUGGCUUCGUUUUGGGGCUUCUUCUCGGCCUAGCGCUGACGAUCGCCUUCGUUCUCUGCGAGAACCAGCGAUCCCAAGCUCGCAGGAAACUGGCGGUCUCCACGGCGGCAUUCUCGCAACUAAGCGUGGAGGAUGUGAGGAAGCUCUUUAGCAAGCAGUCUUUACCGCAGUGGGUCCUCUUCACCCAGUAUGACAAGGUGUCGUGGCUAAACUACGAGCUCCGGAAGAUGUGGCCAUUCAUAGAUCAGGCAACCUCGGAGCUCACUAGAGUUAUCGUGGAACCCAUACUGGAGCAAUACAAACCCCCGGUUAUUUCUUCUCUCAAGUUCCAAAAGUUCACGCUCGGCACUGUCGCGCCACAGUUUGUAGGCAUACAAAAGGUGGAAACAACCGACGAUGAGAUCGUGUUGGAGAUGGAGCUGCAGUGGGAUGGGAAUCCCAGCAUUAUACUUGGCGUGAAAACCAUGCUUGGAGUGUCGCUCCCACCAGUACAGGUGAAGGACAUUGGAGUAACUGGUGUCUUUCGCGUUGUUCUCAAGCCUCUAGUCGAUACUUUCCCGUGCUUUGGAGCCAUUAUGUACUCGCUGCGUGAACAGAAAAAACUUGAUUUCAAGCUCAAGUUUAUCGGCGGAGACAUCAAAGCAUUUCCAGUGCUUGCAGGAGCAAUCGAUGGAAUGAUAAGAACGGCGGUGACGGACUCGUUCCUCUGGCCAAUGCGGCAAGUUGUGCCAAUUCUCGCGGGUGACUAUAGUGAUCUCCAACUCCGUACGUGUGGAAGACUAGUUGUCAAGGUGGUACAAGCGAAAGACUUGCUCAACAUGGACUUGUUUGGAAAAUCCGAUCCUUUCGCGCAGCUCUUUAUCCGUCCCAUACCGGCCCGGAGAAAAAGAACCAAAACAAUCGAUAACGACCUGAACCCGGUAUGGAACGAAGUUUUUGAGUUUGAAAUAGAAGAUCCGGCAACGCAGAAGCUGUUUGUUCACAUUUUCGACGAAGACAGCGUCCAGGCCUCGGAGCUAAUCGGAUCGACUCAAGUGCCGGUGAGAGAGCUACAGCCGGGGAGCUUAACCGAGUACUGGCUUCCACUCGUCAAGGAUCUCGGCAACAAGAAGGAAAACAAGUAUAGAGGCCAGGUCCAGCUCGAGCUUCUUUACAUGCCGCUAGACGUGGAUUCACGGCCGGAAGGUGGUACAAAGUCACAAACACCAAGAACACCGCUCGUAAAUGGCGUCCAGCACCACAGGCGAGCUUCCUCUUUGGCAUCAAAGCUUUCAUCCAAGAGCUUCAUCAAGCCGGCUGCCGUGCACUAUCGAGUCUUGUCCUCGGGCGACGAUCAGCUAGCUGCUAGUGGAACGCUGGGCGUGACGGUGAUUCGAGGGGAGAACUUGGUGGCCAAGGAUUUCAAUGGCAAGUCGGAUCCAUAUGUGGUGAUUUACAUGAAAGGAAGCAAAGCGAAGAUGCAAAAGACCAGCGUGAUGCGCAAGACGCUCAAUCCGGAGUGGAACCAAAGGUUUCAAUUCCCCGUGGAGGACGCGAGGAACGAUAUGGUUGUGGUGGAAGUUUGGGACCGCGAUGUGUUUGGAAAGGAUUUUAUGGGAAGUUGUGCGCUUACACUCUCCAAAGUUCUCACCGAGAGAUCAUACUACGAAGUAGUGACGCUUUCUCCUCGAGCGGCUGGAAAGCUUCACUUGCAUUUAGAAUGGACGAAUGCUUAAGAAUGAAUUAGUGAGGAAUUUUAUUAGUACAAAGUAAUCAAACUUAUGAAUGAUAUACUCCAAUCAAAGCAGUCGCUUAGAUC
Messenger RNA from Selaginella moellendorffii, 2493 nucleotides. RefSeq names its product synaptotagmin-5. The transcript has 15 exons. Gene Ontology annotation, molecular function: lipid binding. The record is from RefSeq and is a predicted model, not a curated record. Gene Ontology annotation, cellular component: endoplasmic reticulum. NCBI's taxonomy places the organism in Eukaryota, Viridiplantae, Streptophyta, Lycopodiopsida, Selaginellales, Selaginellaceae. The coding region runs from base 683 to 2410 and encodes 575 amino acids.